CUCCCUCUCUCUGAUCUAAAAAUCCUGACAACUGAAACUUAAAGGUGUUUACCUUGUCAUCAGCAUGUAAGCUAAUUAUCUCGGGCAAGAUGUAGGCUUCUAUUGUCUUGUUGCUUUAGCGCUUAUGCCCCGCCUCUGGUGGCUGCCUAAAACCUGGCGCCGGGCUAAAACAAACGGGAGGCAGCCCCCGAGCCUCCACUCAAGCCAAUUAAGGCGGACUCGGUCCACUCCGUUACGUGUGCAUCCAACAAGAUCGGCAUUAAGCCGCCGCCGAAUCAUGUCGAUGAGUCCAAAGCACACGACUCCGUUCUCAGUGUCUGACAUCUUGAGUCCCCUGGAGGAAAGCUACAAGAAAGUGGGCAUGGAGGGCGGCGGCCUCGGGGCUCCGCUGGCGGCGUACAGGCAGGUCUCCCGCUUCAUGGGCCCGGCGAGCGGCAUGAAUAUGAGCGGCAUGGGCGGCCUGGGGUCCCUGGGGGACGUGAGCAAGAACAUGGCCCCACUGCCAAGCGCGCCGCGCAGGAAGCGCCGGGUGCUCUUCUCCCAGGCGCAGGUGUACGAGCUGGAGCGACGCUUCAAGCAACAGAAGUAUCUGUCGGCGCCGGAGCGCGAGCACCUGGCCAGCAUGAUCCACCUGACACCCACGCAGGUCAAAAUCUGGUUCCAGAACCACCGCUACAAAAUGAAGCGCCAGGCCAAGGACAAGGCGGCUCAGCAACAACAUAGAAAGAACAGCUGUGGGGGUGGUGGCAGCAAUGGAAGGAGCGGCUGCGGACAGAAAGAAAAAUCAGAACUUUGGAUGGUCUUUUCCCUGCUACUCCCCAAAACCUACAAACACAAGCCUGGAAGCCGUGGGGCCGGCGGAGCAGGCCUUCGGCCCUCGGGCUACCCCUUCCCCGCUGUGCCUGCGAGUCACAGUUACGCUGUGCUGAGUGGUAGUCUAAACUUUGUCGCCCCUGUGCUGGGUGGACUUUCUAUCAAACACAUUCUCCUUCCACCGCCGGCUCAGUUUGAAGUCUGUUUACUUGUCCCGGGAAAAGGUGAAUUCGGGCUCGGGUCUGAGGAUGGGACUGAGAUAAACAGGGCCUUGGCCUUUUCUCCCAUCAAUCACUUGGAGUCCACCACACCAGCUCCAGGCUGGGGAACUUGUCGCAGCUUGGGGAAGCAGCCCGUAGGCCGCGGUCAGAAGCGUCUUUUAGAUAAACACCAGGGUGCUCAUCUCGCAGCUUGGGGACACCCUCUGCCCACAGAGCCCCAGCAGCCUCUGGGAAGCCAGUGCUGUCCUUUCCUGGCGUCCCUUAUCUUAGAUCUCCAUCGACCCCCAGCCCUGGUCUAUUCUGGCUCCUCUGGAGGAGAAAUCAGCAUUCUGGAUGUUCCAGUCGCUCAGGGGCUGGAAGAGCAGAACCCUUCCUCACAUGAGCGGGCAGAACCGUUCAUCCUGCGAUCCCGAGAAACUUUGCCCCCUCCAAAGUAG
Fukomys damarensis (Damara mole-rat) is the source of this 1471-nucleotide messenger RNA. RefSeq names its product NK2 homeobox 1 (gene Nkx2-1). Bases 125 to 1471 code for a protein of 448 amino acids. Gene Ontology annotation, cellular component: nucleus. The record is from RefSeq and is a predicted model, not a curated record. Gene Ontology annotation, biological process: cell differentiation; regulation of transcription by RNA polymerase II. Gene Ontology annotation, molecular function: DNA-binding transcription factor activity, RNA polymerase II-specific; RNA polymerase II cis-regulatory region sequence-specific DNA binding. NCBI's taxonomy places the organism in Eukaryota, Metazoa, Chordata, Mammalia, Rodentia, Bathyergidae. The transcript has 6 exons.